Microplitis demolitor is the source of this 5611-nucleotide messenger RNA. It is a transcript of the gene Dll, whose product is annotated as homeotic protein distal-less. The transcript is spliced from 5 exons. Bases 1221 to 2414 code for a protein of 397 amino acids. The record is from RefSeq and is a predicted model, not a curated record. Gene Ontology annotation, biological process: regulation of transcription by RNA polymerase II. Gene Ontology annotation, molecular function: DNA-binding transcription factor activity, RNA polymerase II-specific; RNA polymerase II cis-regulatory region sequence-specific DNA binding. Lineage: Eukaryota; Metazoa; Arthropoda; Insecta; Hymenoptera; Braconidae.
UGUGCACUGCAGUUACUGGUCUAGACGCGCGUGUGUGGUUCCGUGUCCAGGCCUUCCCUCUAAACGUUACGACGUGCUCAACCGAAACCGCGAACACGCCGUUUAUAGUUAUCCUUCCGUCUUAUUCUUAUUGUUGGUUAAACUUGUUCUCAUUAUCGUCCCUUGGUACCGAUCCACCAGCAGCAAAAGUCUUGCUGGGUGCUUAAAGUUAAGUAUUUUAACUAAAACGUGGAUCACGGAACCCUUGUCAAACGACAGUGCAAGACAGUGUUGGUGAUUUAUGGUGGUUUAACAAGACUAGUGGUAGGAAAAGUUUGAACUGGAUUUAUCGGAUCGUAUGAUGUCUGAGUUAUCAGCAAUAGUUGAUAAUAAUAAUAAUAGCAAUAGAUUGAAUUGAAUGAGGAUUGUUGUUCGAAAUAAGUCAUCAAACUUGGUGGUUAGCCGACGGGCAAUUAUCGCUAAUGAUCAAAGUCUUAAUGAUAGUUAUUUAUAAUAUCUGUGCCGUUGUUCAUCACGGAUUUUAUUAAUUUUUCGGGGCUUGUUAGCUCAUCAGUGUUUUUGUACAUCAAGUGUUUUUGGAAUAGUGUUUUAUUAGCUUGUUUAUUUUAUCAGCAUACGGAUUUCAACAAUAGAUAUAUUUUAAAAAUUAAUAUGAAGAUUAUUUAUUAUUUAGUGUCUGGUAGCAUGACAAGCUGACGCUAGUGUACCGAGUGUCCGAUUAAUUUGAUCGGUGAGUUAUAUUUAAAGAUAACUCAGGUGUGUAGUGGACGUGUUGGCACAUUUAAAUAUUCAUUUGUGCGGAUGGUGUCGCGAGUGUCUAGUGACAUUAACGUCAAGUGGUUGGCUAUCCAGGAAUAAAGCAUCAGCAACACACCAAACGAAAACGUACUAUUUUUACUAGAGUGUACAGAGUGCUCGAGAUCAUCAACAAGGGCACUAGUGUCGUAAUGUCAUAAUCUGGUCAGGAUUGAUCAGUAGAAAAUAAAUAAUUUGGUAAAUUAUCCCUGAGUUGAGCCGACGCGAAAGCAUCGGCAAGCUCCAAGAUUCGGGCUCCGUGCGGCUUUCGAGUCGCCGCGACGUCGGCUGGAGCCGCGUACGGCCUCGACGUUGCUAUUAAGGUGGAUCGUCCGGGCAGCACGACGACGCUCAACUUUACGGACCUGGGGAGCCCAUUCGGGGCGGGCGACCCCUGUCCGUCGAGCACCCCGACCCCGAACAGUAUGUCGGGCGGACCCGCGUCGGGUGCUGGUGCUGGUGGAGGAUCCGCCGGUGCUGGGGGAAACUCCGACAUGGACCAGCAUCUACACCACGGCGGCUUGGGCUCCGUGACCCCUGGACCACCAGGAAACGGUGGUGACAGUGCCUCAAGCACUCCGGUAUCACAGUCUGGCAAGAGUGCAUUCAUCGAACUCCAGCACAACAAUCUUUACAACCCCGCGAGCCUCAGGGGUGGCUACCCCGGUGGACACAAUGUCUCUUCAGGCCACCAGUUCUCACACCAAGUCAGCUCACUGGGCCACCAGAGUUCGGGUCCCGGUAGUGGGAACCAGCAGCACUCCGAUGCAGGUUUUCCCAGUCCCAGAUCUGCGUUAGCUGGUUAUCCUUUUGCUCCAAUGCAUCAGCACAAUGCCUAUGGAUAUCAUUUGAGUUCUUACGCACCACAAUGUCCCUCACCGCCCAAGGACGGUGAGUACCCAAACUGGUGGUGUAUGUUCACAGACCUCUCGCCAUUGGGUGACAAGGGCGGCAGUCUAGUGGAUGAACUGGGCGGAGGUGGCGGCGGAUCCCUCAGAAAUGGCAAGGGCAAGAAAAUGCGAAAGCCGAGGACCAUCUACAGCAGCUUGCAGCUCCAGCAGCUGAACAGGCGGUUCCAGAGGACGCAGUACCUCGCGUUACCUGAGCGAGCCGAAUUGGCCGCCAGCUUGGGGUUGACGCAGACACAGGUGAAAAUCUGGUUCCAAAACAGGAGGAGUAAGUACAAGAAGAUGAUGAAGGCUGCGCAGCAGGGCGGCGGCGGGCCUGGACAGCAUGGCAAUCUCUUGGCUGGUGGUCCAUCACCUCAACCUGGACAACCUGGAGGUCUUAUGCAAGGCGGUGGAGGUAGUUCAGUGUCCGGAAGUCCAACGACAGGUUACCUGGGCGGAAUAGGACCAGGGGGAGGCGAGAACACCCCGGGGAGUUCAUCACCCGGAAGCGAAAUGUCGCCUCAGCACAACGAGAGCCCGCCAGCGUCAGCCUGGGCCACAGAGAUGAAACACCAUCCGCACUCCCACGCUCCGCCACACACUCACCAUCACCCUCACACGCCUGGGCACCAUCCACCCCCGCCACCGCCCCCACCUCAUCAUGGAGGAUACAUGCCUCAGUAUUCGUGGUACCAAACUGACCCCAACCCUGCUGCAUUACUCACGUGAGUACGGGUCUGGCCUGCAGUGUAACGAAGACAAUGGGAACUAUAGAGUCCAAAUAAUUAACCAAGGACUUGAACAUCCAGCCCGUGAGACCUGAGGUCCUUGCAGAUCCCGCUGCCCUAAAAAAAAAAUCAUAGAAAGGUGCGAAACGUUUGGAAAGACGUAAGCCGUCGACGAAAUGGUGCCGAGCGCUCGACCAUCACAUGUAAAUAAAUAAAUAAAUAAAUUAAUUAAUUUAUUGAUUGACAUGUCAACGCGGAAAUAAUAACGAUAAAGUAAUUUAUAAAUUUAAUUAUAAACAAAAAUAAAUCCACUAAUGUAAAGUUGGGCAAUUUGACCUACUCGACAUCUUCCGAGUCUCUCGCAACACUCCAGGGUAUUAAUCUAGCUAGAUUACGGUCUCUGCUUCUGUUUCAUCUAGUGGCCAGACUGGAGUAGCAAACGACAAUGUUUUUAAUUUUUACACAAUAUUUACAUUGAGGACUUACUCGCGACUACUCUAGUAUUUUACUCUGCUCAGUUUAUUUGUUUUUUUUUUUUUUUUCAUAAAAAAUUGAAUUUAAACGAAAGAUUGCACAAACUGAGUCGCGGAAACUCGCGGUGACGGCAUCAGUAUUUCGUAAAAUUUAAAUUUAAACCGCUUGAGGCGACACUUGAAUUAAUUAUUUUUGAGGUAAUGAGCAAUUGCAAUUUAAAAAAAAAUUAUGAGCAAUCGUGAUAUAUAUAUUUAAUUAUUGCCAUUGGUCUGUCUUUCCGCAUGAUGAAAUGAAUUUUUGUUUGAAUAAAAAAAAAUGUUGAGUUUUUUUUUUUUUAUUUUUACGGGACUUUCUUUUGGUUAUUCCUUAAUAGAAGUGUCCUGCACUGGGGUAAUGAGUGGAAAAAAUAACGAGGAAAUUGACUAAGUCGCGGGUUUUGACGACAACGAACCGUGGAAUCGUGAAUUGCGGUCAAGUUGUCGUAAAAGUUUGUCCCUCAGUGCAAUUUAGAGUUUUUUCUUGUGUAUCAUAACCAACUAACGAUAACCGCAAGGAGCGCGUGGCCUACGAUUUGCGGUACUCGUGGUACCGUACUUACAAGUUACAAGUAACGAGUCACGGUACGAAAAUUCAACAAAAUUUUAAAUAAAAUUUUUUUCCGACCAAAUCGCGGGCCAUUUAAAUUCAAAUUUUUUUUAAAAUUGCGUUCUGAUAAAUUUUAAAAAUUUCAAAAUUUCCCGGUUGUUGAUUCAAAGCAUCGAUACAAAGACAAUACAAAAUACACUUUUUUUAUCUUAUCCAAGCCGUUCAACUAUAAUUAUUAUUCUUAUUAUUAUUUUGACUCUUAUCGAUUAGCAAAGCUAUAGUUCCAUGAAAAUAUAACACCGAAUACAAAGAAGCAAAUUUAGUAAUAAUAAUAAUAAUGAUGAUGAUGAUAAGGUUUGAAAAAAUUGGAAGCACGAAUUCGAUUGCGCAAAAUAUCAAUUCGAAGAUAAAAAAAAAAGAAAAAGAAAAAUAUGAGUAACGAUAAAGCCGGUUGUAACAUUGUAACAUUAAGUAUAAACUAUAAACGUAUGAAAGGAAGGAAUACAUUAUAAUAUGUAACGAGAGCGUAUAUAUAUAUAUAUUAUAUUUUGCGCCGCUUAUUUCCUUGCGCCCUUUAACAAUCGUUUACGCCUUCUGUUCCCGAGUAAACGUUUCCCCUUUUUUAGUCAGCGGACUGUCGAUAAUAUAUAUACAUAUAUGUAUAUAUAUUAGUCUAGGAUCCUCAUAUAUUUAUAAAAAUAGUAAAAAAAAUAAUUCGCAUGGUAAAGAGUAAAAAUAAUUAAGAUCUAAGGAGAUCUAUAUACAUUUCAGUAGAUCUAUUGAUAUCAAGAGACGUUACGUUAAGAAGAAAUGGAAUUUUUAAGAUCUGAUCAGAUCUUUUUAGAUCUGAAUUAUUUUCUACCGGUUGUUAAAAAAAUUCAAGAUCUAAGAUCUAUAUAAAUUUGAGUAGAUCUAUUGAUAUCAAGAGAUCUUAAGAAACACAUGUUUUUAAGAUCUUGUCAGAUCUCAUUAGAUCUAAAUUAUUUUCUAUCAGUUAUUAAAAGAAAUUUGAGAUCUAAGAUAUAUAUAGAUCUGAGUAGAUAUAUUGAUAUCAUGAGAUAUUAAGAAACACAUGUUUUUAAGAUCUUAUCAGAUCUCAUUAGAUCUAAAUUAUUUUCUAUCGGUUAUCAAAAGAAAUUUGAGAUCUAAGAUCUAUAUAGAUCUGAGUAGAUAUAUUGAUAUCAUGAGAUGAUAAGAAACACAUGAAGUUUUCCAGAUCUGAUCAUAACUCAGAUCUGAAUUAUUUUCAACCGGUUGUAAAAAAAAUUAAGAUCUAAGGAGAUCUAUAUAAAUUUCAUUAGAUCUACUGAUAUCGAUUAAGAUCUACAGUUUGAAAAAAAAUAGAUCUCAGAUCUGAAUUAUUUUUUUUUCGAUACAGAAAAAAAAAUUGAGAUCUAUGUAAAUUUCCAUAGAUCUGUAAAUGUCAGUAAAAAACAUAGAUCUAUGUGAAUUUGAUAAGAUCUCAGAUCUGAAAUAUUCAGAUCCCGAUUAUAAAAAAAAACGAACUUGCAAGAUCAGCAUGUAGAAAUUUAUUUCUAGAAUAACUUGCGUCGAUCUUAUAAACAUUGAAUUUGAAUACUAAUUAAAAUAAUAUUAAAAAAAAAAAAAAAAUUGUAAAUAAGGUUGCAGGUGAUUUGGAUCCGACCCUCUCCCACCUCGAUCCCUGAUACCUUUUCCCCAGUUUAUUUUGUUAUCUGUCGUAAGUGAAUCUGUGUAAAAUAUAAAAGUUUAUUAAUAUAAAUAAUUAAAAAAUAAAAAAAAAUUUUGUGAUGUAAGAUUGUAAAGAAAUAAAAUUAUAAAAUAACAUUAUGAAUUUAUAUAACAGCUAAGUGGUUACAGUUAAGUUAUUAUUGAUUAAUUAAUUAUAUUGAUAUAAAUAUGAAUAUAAAUAUAAAUAUAAAUAAAGGUAAAGAUACUGUGUGCUUGCGAAGCGAUGGUUAUUUAUAUAAACCGAGUUAAGUGUAUACAUAUAACAAAAGUUGUCUAUUAUAUUAUAUGUAAAACUAAAUUAGAGUCAUGUCCUCGUCCCUGAAAUAAACUCCCAUCCUCGUCCUUAAUCCUCUCCAAGUCCUGUAGCUAAUAAAUAUAUUAUAAAUUAUAAAUUUAAAAUGAAAAAUGAUAAAAACUAAAUACCUUAAU